AUGAUUUUCGUUCCGCAGCGAUUUGACUUGGGUGAACGAGAGGAGGCGAAUCUUUUAGCAGAUAAGUACAAUCAGAACAUCUGGCCACGAGAAUACAUAGGUGAGGAGGUAGUACGUCGAUUCCGGUGCCAGGCUGCUAGCUUGCUAGUGCGACAAGCCGGCCGAGGAGAACACCCCUGUCGCGCCACACUGUUAAUGUCUACUAUGUGUUCUUCAGAAGCUAGGACGUACCCUAGAAGUCGUACCCCAGAUGCGCAUUGUCCUUGCCCGGGCAAUGUGGCAAAUAUACGAGGGCUACCGGCUAGAGGACGGAGCCGGCCAAAGAAGUUAGUCUGCCAUCGCCAGCAACAUCCAGUGCGCUUGGCAACACAUAACGUUGGGACGCUUACUGGAAGAAGUCGUGAACUGGCAGACAGUCUCAGAAAACGCCGUGUUGACAUAUGUUGUGUACAGGAGACUCGCUGGAAAGGCUCCAAGUCAAGGGAAUUAGGCGAUGGCUACAAGCUCAUCUUCAUCUACCACGGCACAUCAAAUCGCAAUGGCGUUGGUAUCAUAUUGAACGAGUCGUUUAGGAACAGCGUCACAGUGGUGGAUCGACUAUCGGAUCGCCUGAUGGCUGCAAAGGUAGACACGGGAGAAGUGGAAUUGCGAGUCGUCUCUGCUUAUGCGCCACAGGUGGGCUGUAGUGGAGAAGAGAAGGUGUGCUUUUGGGAAGAUCUGGAGCAGUACGUCCAAUCCCUGGAAGGCGAAGAAGUACUUCUAAUCGGAGGAGACUUCAACGGAUAUGUCGGUUCUCGGAAAGACGGGUUCGAGAGUUGUCAUGGUGGAUACGGUUAUGGAGCUCGUAACGACGACGGGUUGCGAAUCCUGGAGUAUGUUGUUGCAAGUGACAUGAUCAUUGCUAACACGCAGUAUCGGAAAAGAAAAUCGCACCUGAUCACGUACACCAGCGGCGGUCGUGAAACACAAAUAGAUUUCCGAAUGUUACGCCGACGAGAUCGUCGACUUCUGCAGAAUUCAAAAGUCAUCCCUACAGACCAUGUUGCUGCCCAACAUCAUCUGCUCGUUAUGGACUUGAAAAUCUCCCGUCCAAGGAAGAGACAUCCAAGGACUGAAACACAGCGCAUCAAAUGGUGGAAUCUGAAGGAUCGAAAGGAGCGUUAUACGCUUGACCGCGGAAAACACUCUGGGAAAGACUACUCUAGGCAAGCCCAAGGUACAAAGGCUACGUGGUUUUGGAACGAGGAAGUUCAGGCGGCAAUUCGUGAGAAGUCUAAGUAUAAGCUCUGGUGGAAGACACUCUCGAAGGCGAAGUUGGACCGCUACAAGGCUGUGUACGACAUGCUUGAUACCAGAGAAGGCGAGCGGGCAGUGUAUCGUCUAGUCAGAGCGCGUCAUCGCUCAACGUUGGAUAUGGAGCACACCAAGAUCGUUAAGGGAGCUGAUGGAGCCAUUUUGCGCCGCUCUGGUCAGAUCCUGGAGAGGUGGCGAGAGUACUACAAUCACUUGUGUAAAGAAGAGUUCUGUCAUCCUCCCAUCCCAACUGUUCCCAGCGUCGAGGAUCCUGUUCUACCAAUUACUGCCGUCGAAGUCAAUGCUGCCCUCGCAAAAAUGAAGUCGAACAAGGCAACCGGUCCUGAUGACAUACCUGCUGAUGUCUGGAAGCCUGUCUGGAAAGGGAAAGAAGACAUUGCUGACUGCACUUCGUACAGGCCUAUACGACUGCUGUGCCACACGAUGAAGGUUUUUGAGCGUGUCCUGGAAGCUCGUCUGAGGAAAAUUGCUGUCCGGAUCCUCCUGGAGAAACAUCGAGAGAAGAACCGCAGUGUGCAUCUUGCUUUUCUCGAUCUCAAGAAAGCUUUCGACCGUGUCCCACAUGAGCUGUUAUGGAUGUCCAUGAGGUCGCAUAGAGUACCAGAAGAACAUGUGGGGUGGGCGAAGUUGCUUUAUGCGAAGCCUGCCACCGUUGUACGAUGUGCUGGGUUCAUCCCUCUCACCCCUGCUGUUCAUACUGUGCAUGGACACGAUAACGAAGGAAAUCCAAAAGCAGCAUCUGUGGACUCUACUCUUUGCCGACGGUGUCAUGCUCACGUCGAAGUUUCGAGAUGA
Messenger RNA from Necator americanus (New World hookworm), 2109 nucleotides. RefSeq lists its product as uncharacterized. Lineage: Eukaryota; Metazoa; Nematoda; Chromadorea; Rhabditida; Ancylostomatidae. The coding region runs from base 1 to 2109 and encodes 702 amino acids. The record is from RefSeq and is a predicted model, not a curated record. Gene Ontology annotation, biological process: chromatin remodeling. Gene Ontology annotation, cellular component: nucleus. Gene Ontology annotation, molecular function: catalytic activity. The transcript has 6 exons.